Hipposideros armiger (great roundleaf bat) is the source of this 4074-nucleotide messenger RNA. It is a transcript of the gene MAPK14, whose product is annotated as mitogen-activated protein kinase 14. Gene Ontology annotation, biological process: protein phosphorylation. The record is from RefSeq and is a predicted model, not a curated record. The coding region runs from base 617 to 1705 and encodes 362 amino acids. NCBI's taxonomy places the organism in Eukaryota, Metazoa, Chordata, Mammalia, Chiroptera, Hipposideridae. The transcript is spliced from 12 exons. Gene Ontology annotation, molecular function: MAP kinase activity; ATP binding.
ACACGGCAUGUGUUGCCCGCUUAUCCUCUCCUUCCCGGGUCCGCCUUCGCGCCCUUAAUAAGAACAUACCCCGCGAGUUCCUGCCUCUGGUCGCCAGCUGUCGCUCUCUUCUCGCGAGAACUGCUACUCGCGUCCUCUCCCUUCAUCAACCCCCUCCCGUGGGCAGGUUCCAUAUUGGGUAAAAUCUCGGUUCGCGUAGAAUCCCGGGAUGUGUUCUCGCGAGAGUACGGCGGGAGGCUCCAGUUCGCUGGCUCUGGAAAGGCGACCACUGGAACCUCCGCGGGCGCAGCAGCUGGAGCCCUAGUCCCGUGGCGCAGCCCAGAGUCGGCCUGGUCCGGAGAGGGUGCAGGGAGAGCGUGGCGGGCGCAGCCUUGAGCCCCGGAGCGCGCUCCUACCCUCAGCAGGGCUUGCCCCGGUCGUUAAGGCGCGUCCAGCCGCUGCAGCUGACAGGGGCAGCGCGCGCGGGAGUCGGCGGGGUCGCGGCAGCCGCACCUGCGCGUGCGGCCAGUGCGGGAUCGCAGCCCCACCCGGCGGGCAACGAGGGCCAGGGAGCGGGUGCGGGUGCAGGCGGGGCCCCCGGAGGGCCACCUCCUCGCCCCGCGGCCGCCGCUGGAAGAUGUCUCAGGAAAGGCCCACGUUCUACCGGCAGGAGCUGAACAAGACUAUCUGGGAGGUGCCCGAGCGUUACCAGAACCUGUCCCCAGUGGGCUCCGGCGCCUAUGGGUCCGUGUGUGCUGCUUUUGACACAAAAACUGGGUUACGUGUGGCAGUGAAGAAGCUAUCCAGACCAUUUCAGUCCAUUAUUCAUGCCAAAAGGACCUACAGAGAACUGCGGUUACUUAAACAUAUGAAACAUGAAAAUGUGAUUGGUCUGUUGGAUGUUUUUACACCUGCAAGGUCUUUGGAGGAGUUCAAUGAUGUGUAUCUGGUGACCCAUCUCAUGGGGGCAGACCUGAACAACAUUGUGAAAUGUCAGAAGCUUACGGAUGACCACGUUCAAUUCCUUAUCUACCAAAUUCUCCGAGGUCUCAAGUAUAUACAUUCAGCCGACAUAAUUCACAGGGACCUAAAACCUAGUAAUCUAGCCGUGAAUGAAGACUGUGAGCUGAAGAUCUUGGAUUUUGGCCUGGCUCGACACACAGAUGAUGAAAUGACAGGCUACGUAGCCACUAGGUGGUACCGGGCUCCUGAGAUCAUGCUGAACUGGAUGCAUUACAACCAGACAGUUGAUAUUUGGUCAGUGGGAUGCAUAAUGGCGGAGCUGUUGACUGGAAGAACAUUGUUUCCUGGCACAGACCAUAUUAACCAGCUUCAGCAGAUAAUGCGUCUGACGGGGACACCCCCUGCUUAUCUCAUUAACAGGAUGCCAAGCCAUGAGGUGAGAACAAAUAGACUGCAUAGGGACAUGUCCUUCCGAAGGCCACAUGCUCAUUUUAUUAAUGUAUAUCUAGGCAAUUCUUCCACUGUCGACUUGCUGGAGAAGAUGCUUGUCUUGGACUCAGAUAAGAGAAUUACUGCCGCCCAAGCCCUCGCACAUGCCUACUUUGCCCAGUACCAUGACCCUGACGAUGAACCCGUGGCCGACCCUUACGAUCAGUCCUUUGAGAGCAGGGACCUCCUGAUAGAUGAAUGGAAAAGCCUGACCUACGAUGAAGUCAUCAGCUUUGUGCCACCACCCCUUGACCAAGAAGAGAUGGAGUCCUGAGCACCUGGUUUCUUUUCUGUUGAUCCCACUUCACUGUGAGGGGAAGGCCUUUUCAUGGGAACUCUCCAAAUAUCAUUCAAGUGCCUCUUGUUGCAAAGAUUUCCUCCAUGGUGGAAGAGGGUGUGUGUGUGUGUGUGUGUGUGUGUGUGUGUGUGUGUGUGUGUGUGUGUGUGUGUGUGUGUGUGUGUGUGUGUGUGCGCACGCGUGUUAGUAUGUGUGUGUGUGUGUCUGUCUGUCUUUGUGGAAGGGUAAGAAAAUAUGAGCUAACUAGGAUUACAGUGACUUUACAUGGAGUUACAGCUGCUCCGUGGCAGCCUCUGCUUGCUCUGUGGUGAGAGUCAGCUCCGGCAGGCAAGCACUGCCAUCUUGUUAGGGUUUGUUAGAUGCAAAGUAAACAAUAUUACGUGUCCCAGAUCCCGGUCAUGCUUUUGCCACUUUGGCCUCUCCUGUGGCCCCAUCUUGGUAGACCUGACCACAUCCCACAGGGGCGCAGAGAGAAGGCUCACACCGCCUGGCUGCUUCAGAUCUGAAGCCAUCCCUCAGCGAUGCGUACAGCCAAAAAGGACCAACUGGCUUCUGUGUACUAGUCUAAGAUUAACUUGCUUAGUGUGAAUCUCAGAACUCAGCAGGUGUAUCUGAAACUGUAAAUAUGUUUGUGCCUUAAACAGAGAGGAGAAAGUAUAGAUAGGUAAGAGGGUGCAGCAAAUGAAGUUCUGAGCCAGGCAAGUCAUCAGGUUGUCGGACGGCCACUCGUGAACCGGGAGCCUUCAGAGGCACCAUGUGUGCAUGUGUGAGCAUGCGUAUAUGUGCUUCUCUCUCUCUCUUCCCACCACCCCCCAGGUGUUGCCAUUUCUCUGCUUCCCGCCACCCUCAGUGCAGAGGUUUCCUGAGUAUUGGCCUGUAGCCAAAGCCGGUUCUUGCUGUCAGUGUACUUCCUGUGUGCUCUUCCUUUCUAGCAGAGUGACGAUGUGUUUUGCACGUCUUGCUAUUUGAGCAUGCACAGCUGCUUGUCCUGUUCUUUGGGGGAGGCCCUGGUGCCAAGCAAGUUUGCCAGUGAAGACUUUUUGGGUAGCUCAGAACCCACGUCACCUUGGCUGAUGCUAUGGGCGGGUGACAUCAUUCAUCUUCAGCCCCCAGUGCUAUUUUGUGUUGAACACAAUUGAUACUCCAGGUGCUUUUGAUGUGAAAAUUAUGAAGAAAUUAUGAAGAAAUGGAACAGAUGGACGUAUAGCAUUUUCAUUCUUGCCAUCUGGUUUUCCACCAUCUAUUUUGGGGAGCCAUCACGGGAAAGAUCAGGGCUUUUCCCAGGAAUAUCUCAGACUUUGGAAGACAAGUUGUUCUCUUCACUCCCAAUAACCAGUGCUAAGAAAUGCUGAAAAGCAAAGUGAAAAAAAAAAGCUCAUGAGGCCAGAAACUCCUUUUGCUAUUUUGUCUAGAUAUGGUUAUUUACAAAAAAAAGUAGUGAGGUGUCUUUUCCACCCUUCUUUGGAAAAGGCUCUUCUUGGCAGCUUAACAUUGACUUCUUGGUCUUGGUUUAGGGAGAAAUAAAUUUUGUUUCAGAAUUUUGUAUUUAGCAGGAAUCCUUUGAGAAUGUGAUUCCUUCUGAUGGGGAGAAAGGGCAAAUUAUUUUAAUAUUUUGUAUUUUCAACUUUAUAAAGAUGAAAUAUCCUCAGGGGCGGAGAAGAGUUGUUUUCAUAAUUUUCUGAAUUUUAGGCACCUUGUGCUACAUAAGGGCCCGUAUAUUUAAAUCUUUUGUGAAAUAAGAAAGUGUAAAGCCACUUCCAGUGUUGGCCAUGUGACAAAAUGCCGUAUUUGGGCCAAGGUGUUUCCAUUUCUCUGUCACAGUGCGGUGACACACACACUCCAGGGAGACAGGGUAGGACCCGAGCGAGUCCCCUGGAGCAAGAAGGCAGGAGGAGGCAGGCUGAUGGUGAUCACACCUCACCUGGGAUUCUCCCCCCUUUAAAGGAAGAUGAAUGCGAAGGCCUCAUCUCUUUGAUAUGCAAUUCAAUCCUCACAGUCCCCAGCAAGAUGAAUUUUCUCAACCAUGUUUGGUUGUAAAUGCUACGGAGAUUUCCUACAGAAAUACCGCUCUGAAUAUUUUUUCAUAAAGGUCUGCAAUUGUGACCAUGUAUGUGUUAGGAGGCUGAAUGCGCCAAGGAGCCUGGACUCAGCUGGAGCCCAUGGAAGAACUUCUUGGUUUCUGAACAUAAUGCUCCCAUCUCCUGAUUUUUCUGAACAGGAACCUGAAGAGAGGAUGUGGGAAACUGCUAUUUUAUUUGUAUUCAUGAACUUGGCUGUAAUCAUUUAUGCCGUAUAGGAUGUCAUACAAUACCACUGGUUCAAAUAAAGCCUAUUUUUCAAAUGUA